Messenger RNA from Bombina bombina (fire-bellied toad), 1259 nucleotides. RefSeq names its product indolethylamine N-methyltransferase-like. Lineage: Eukaryota; Metazoa; Chordata; Amphibia; Anura; Bombinatoridae. Bases 1 to 714 code for a protein of 237 amino acids. Gene Ontology annotation, molecular function: N-methyltransferase activity. The transcript is spliced from 3 exons. Gene Ontology annotation, cellular component: cytosol. The record is from RefSeq and is a predicted model, not a curated record.
AUGGGAAUAAGACGGGCUAUAGCCUAUAAUUGGGAAAUUCCUGUGCAGUACUUUGUAGAAUGCUGCACUAAUAUCAGGGGUCUUGGUCGUAUUAAAGGUGAAACUUUGAUUUACAUGCAAGCGGGCAGUUGUAUUUUUACCCUUAUUCCAAUCUUUGAGUUCUUUAAUGACAUCACUGUGUUUGAAUUUAAUGACGAUUCCAUAAAGGAACUGGAGAAAUGGAAAAAUUCUCAUGACGACGCCUAUGAUUGGUCUCACGCAUUCAAGUUUAUUGCAGAACUGGAAGGCAAAGGUGAGGAGUGGGAGACAAAACAAGAAACACUUAAAACGUCAAUUAAACGAAUUCUGAAAUGUGAUUUCACCAAAGAAAACCUAACUGACCCAGUAACUCUUCCAAAAGUUGACUGUAUAUAUGUUGGUUGUUUACUGGAACCUAUCUGCAAAGACCGAGAUGAUUAUUUCAGGAGCCUGAAGAAGAUCUCUAUGUGGCUAAAACCAGGUGGUCAUCUGAUAUUAAUAGUUUUUUUUAAUGCUUCAUUUUUCACAAUAGGGGAACACCGCUUCCACCUUCUGAAUCUGGAUGAAGAGUUUUUAAGAAAAGCUCUCAGGGACAUAGGGUGCAGGAUUGAAACCAUGGAGAUGAUGGAAAGGAAAUCAAAACAUGAGGCUGCAUCUUAUGACCACAAAGCACUUUUAAUUGCCGUAAUGCAAUGAGAUGUUUAAAUGCACAUUAACCUGUAUAGCAGUGCACCCUAUCAGUGCUGGGUGAGAUAGAAAUAUAUGUGCAACUGUCCUAACAUUUUGCUAAUCUUGUGUGAGCUUUUAUUACUCUUAUCGGUGACUUUUGGUGGUCAAGAUAAUGUAUUUUUCAGUUCAUCAUAGUAGUUUCCUGAAGAAGAUAGUGAUAGUAAAAAAAAUAUAUAAAAAAUGGAGAAUCUUGGAAAUGUAUUUGAUCUAAAAUUUCACAUCACAAAGAGUAAAAUGAUGCAUUUUGAAGGCAAAAUCUAAAAGCUAAUUAUACACUUUACUGAGAGAAAGGGGACUUGGGAAUUAUUAUUUCAGAUGACAUGAAGGUUGGUAAACAAUGCAGCAGCACAGCAGGUAAAGCCAGUGGGAUUCUGCUUGAAUAGGAGUGAGCAGCAGAAAGUUAAGAUUCUUAAUGUCACUUUAUAGAUCACUAGUGAGGUCUCAUCUUGUGUAUUGUGUAAGUUCUAGUGACUGUAUCUCCAGACAACCAUAAAUAAACUGGAAACUGUACA